Messenger RNA from Zea mays, 1875 nucleotides. RefSeq lists its product as uncharacterized. Bases 119 to 1513 code for a protein of 464 amino acids. Gene Ontology annotation, cellular component: uniplex complex. Gene Ontology annotation, molecular function: calcium ion binding. The record is from RefSeq and is marked validated. Gene Ontology annotation, biological process: mitochondrial calcium ion homeostasis; calcium import into the mitochondrion. The transcript is spliced from 8 exons. Lineage: Eukaryota; Viridiplantae; Streptophyta; Magnoliopsida; Poales; Poaceae.
CUAUAGUCCACGCUCCAAAGUCUAGUCCUCGUCUUCCUCCCGUAAACCACCUCGUCCCUAUCCGCAGCAACCGUUCGCCGCGCCGCGAGGCCCGCUGAUCCCACCGACCUCCACCGCUAUGGCUCCUCUGUCCCGCGCGGCUCGCCUCCUUCGAUGCGCCGUCGGGCGGCUGAGGUUGCCGCCGCCGGCCCGGGCCUUCUCCAGCGCCGCGGCGGCGACCGAGACGGGGGCGGGGAACGGACGCGAGGCCGUGAUCGCCGCUGCUGCCGUGGCGAUGGCCGGGUCCGGGCUUGGGCUGUGGCUGAAACCGCCGUCGCUUGCCGACUCCGGCGAGGCGCCCGGCGGUCAGAUCUCGGUCACCUGCGCUGCUUCCACGGAGGCGCAGGAGGAGAAGGGGAGGUUCCUGUUCGCAGACUCAUUCCGCAGAAGAGUAUUCUUUAACUAUGAGAAGAGGAUACGGCUUCUCAGCCCUCCUGAGAAGAUAUUUGAGUACUUUGCUUCUGUGAGGAACCCAGAAGGGGAAGUUUACAUGUUGCCUGGGGACUUGAUGAGAGCAGUAGUCCCUGUUUUUCCUCCAUCAGAGUCCACCAUAGUUCGUGAAGGAAGAUUAAGAGGGGAGCGGAGCCCUGGAGAGUUGCAUUGUGCUCCAUCGGAGUUCUUUAUGCUGUUAGACACUAAUAGUGACGGUCUCAUCUCCUUUGCCGAGUACAUCUUUUUUGUGACAUUGCUCAGCAUUCCUGAGUCACAUUUCACUGCGGCCUUCAAAAUGUUUGACGUUGACCACAGUGGGGUGAUAGACAGAGAAGAGUUUAAGAAAGUAAUGUCACUGAUGCGGUCCUUUAACAGACAAGGGUCCACUCAUAAGGAUGGUUUACGUAUUGGACUUAAAGUUGGCCAGCCUGUGGAGAAUGGUGGGGUGGUUGAGUACUUCUUUGGGAGUGAUGGGAACGAGCCUCUACACUGUGUCAGGUUCUCAAAUUUUUUGAAGGAGUUGCAUGACGAGAUUAUUCGAUUGGAGUUUAGUCAUUAUGAUGUCAAGUCGUCUAAAACUAUACCAGCAAAGGAUUUUGCAUUGUCCAUGGUUGCUUCUGCUGACAUGAACCAUAUCAACAAGCUGCUUGAUAGAGCUGAUGGUUUGGUCAAGGAGCCAGAUCUGAAGGACAUACGCAUCACCUUUGAGGAGUUUAAGGCAUUUGCUGACUUGCGACAAAGAUUGGAGCCACUGUCGAUGGCUAUCUUUGCUCAUGGGAAAGUGAAUGGAUUAUUGACAAAGGAGGAUCUAAAACGUGCAACACAACAUGUUUGUGGUGUCAACUUAACUGAUAGAGUGGUAGACAUCAUUUUCCAUGUGUUCGACACAAAUCAGGAUGGGAACCUGAGCUCGGAAGAGUUCUUAAGAGCAUUAGAAAGAAGAGAAACUGCUAUUCGUCAACCAACAAUACCAGGUCCAUGGGGUUUUUUGUCUUGCUGGUUCAGUGGUAGGAAGUGUUCACUUAAACAGGUGGUGCUCUGAUUUGGCCCCUACUUGAUCCUCACUGAAUCUGUCAUCCACCUUCAAUUGUCAUCUCCCGGUACGUAUGUCAUCUCCUGGUAAGUAUGAGAUAAGUUUGUUGUAAUGAUAUCCUGUCUUGACACCGUUAUCCUGUCUUUGACACCGUUUUCCAUCGAUGUUCAGUUGCAGGAGGUAAUCACGAAGCAGUGCCUAGCUGAUCGGUAAAACGACUUUGUUGUACAUGUCGUCUCCGAGUCCGAAGCUUGCCUAGCAGUAGCAGCUGUAAUUGUAAGUAGUGUCAGCCCUAGGACUGAACCUUGUGUUAUUCUCAUAUGUAAAUCAAACCCCAUACGAUUUAAAUAUAUGAUAUCUGUUGGCGUUGA